Saccostrea echinata is the source of this 2275-nucleotide messenger RNA. RefSeq names its product toll-like receptor 4. Gene Ontology annotation, biological process: toll-like receptor signaling pathway; immune response; inflammatory response. Bases 1 to 2256 code for a protein of 751 amino acids. Gene Ontology annotation, molecular function: transmembrane signaling receptor activity; protein binding. The record is from RefSeq and is a predicted model, not a curated record. The transcript has a single exon. NCBI's taxonomy places the organism in Eukaryota, Metazoa, Mollusca, Bivalvia, Ostreida, Ostreidae. Gene Ontology annotation, cellular component: membrane.
AUGGUGAACUUUGUACUUCAUGGACUUGGAUUUUUUGUCAUUACCACAACUUUAAUACAAGUGCAAGCGUUGGAUUGUUCGUCAAACGAACGCUGCGUAUGCCACAAAUUAAACGGAAAAUUAUGGGCAAAUUGUAAACACCUCCAUCUUGCAACAGCGCCGUCAUUCAGCAGUGAAGUCAUAGGAAUAAAUCUGGCUGACAACAUACUUUCCAGUUUUCCUACAAAACUCCCUGUAAAUAUUCUAUAUUUAAAUGUCUCGAAAAAUAAUCUGGUUAACGUUACUGAGGACUCACUGGCAAGUUAUAGUAGUUUGAGAAAUUUAAGCAUUUCGGAAAAUUUGCUUCACACGAUUGAACUGGGAUCCUUUAAAAACUCUUCAAACUUAGUGCAUCUUGAUAUUUCCGGUAAUCAGGAACUGACGUUAGAGGUUUUGGCCAACAUAUCAAGUGAUUUAAGAAAGUCUACUUCCAUUCGAGUUUUAAAUUUUGAGAAAUUACAGUGUACAUACGGAGUGAGUUUCAUUGUUAAAAAAUAUCAUAUGGCUGACCUAAAGCAUACAAGUUUAGAGGAACUAAACUUGGCUUCUAAUCGAAUCAACAGCCUGGAAUUGGGUGUUCUCACCGAGUUACCCAAGUCACUAAAAUAUCUUAAUCUGGCUAAUAACGUACUCAGUUUUGGAUUUUAUCUGCUAGAAUUCGGCACUUUAUUCAACGUAAUUUCAAUCAAUGCGAGUUUUCAGUCCUCCUUUCAUCAAAUACGACUGAAGGAUUUUUUCACAAGGUGCAAAGAUACACAGGCGGUAUGUGCGAAUUUAUCGGAAAAUGAACAUGGGGAAAUGACAGCCAAAAAGCGGUUAAGUUUGCCUUUACUUACACAAUUCAAUGUAACAGUCUUUCUUCCACCAAACUUAAAAACCUUAUACUUUCACGAUAAUUUGUACAAAAUGACUCUUCAAAAUUUUGUGCUCAAAUCUGUUAAAGCACCUGUGUUGUCAAAAGUUUAUUUUCAAAACAACAUAAUAUAUGAACUAAACGGUCCCAUUACCGGGAUAGAAAGAGUCGUUUAUGCGGACUUCUCUAAUAAUUUUUGCAGUUAUAUAUCGCCAAGGUUUUUCCAAGAUUUUGAAAAUUUAUCUUAUCUUGAUCUUUCCCACAAUGCUUUGGGUGAAAAUCUGGAAAAUGAUGUUGAGGGAGAGAUUUUUCAGAAUCUGUUCGUGUUAAAAUUUUUAAACCUCACACGAAACAGAAUCGUACGACUUCCAAAGAAAAUAUUUUGGAAUCUCAAACAACUAGAAAAUCUUAACCUCAGUUUCAAUUCUUUGAAUAAGUUUACAGUACCCGUCAGUCACAUGGAUCGCUUGUCUUACCUCGACCUCUCUUAUAACCAGAUAUCGUCCAUGAGUAGAGAAACAAGGGACAUCUUAGAUGCAAUUUCCCAAAAGAAUCUACUAUCUGUGAAUUUAAAGGGCAACGAAUUAAGAUGUGACUGUGAGAACUUGGAUUUCGUGAAAUGGAUUCUAAAUUCAAGGAAUAUUAAUUUCCGACAUUUUGAUGAUUAUGUGUGUGCAUUUUCAAAUUCUUCAGGAAUUCCAUUCUCAGACAUCGAAAAUCUACUUCAGUUGUUGGAAAAACAGUGUUCCUCAUACACUCUUAUUAUCGUCAUUACAACGUCAUUAACAAUCGCUGUCUUAACCAUCACCGUCAGCCGUAUUCUCUACAGAUAUAGAUGGAAACUAAGAUAUAUGUAUUAUGUGGCGAGAGAAAAUUAUAAAAUUAAUGUUCAUAGGCCAGAUGCCUUAUCAAAUGAUCCAUACCACUUUGAUGCAUUCGUAUCUUAUGCUGACGAAGACAGAACAUUCGUCAUCGGCCUUGUAAAGCACUUGGAAAAGGAAUUCAAUCUAAGGCUGUGUAUACAUAAUCGUGAUUUCAUCCCAGGGACAGGAAUAGCAGAAAAUAUAACAAAUGCCAUUCAUAAUAGCAGGAAAACCUUCUGUAUUAUGACGUCACAUUUCUUAGAUUCGUACUGGUGUAUGUUUGAACUCAACAUGGCACGUAUGGAGGCCAUUUAUUCCAGAAACGGUGAAAAUGUUUUGUUUUUGGUUGCAUUAGAGAAAGGUAUAAUGAAAAAGUUACCAUUAUCAUUCAUGGACUUGAUCGAGUCCAAAUCGUACAUAGAAUUUCCGGAAGGUGAAGAUGAGGAUGAAAUAACAGCCUUUAGAUCCAAACUGGGAGAUACAAUCAGACGAUCAGUGUAGAUCUUAAUAAGCAUGCAGA